This is a messenger RNA of Mus caroli (Ryukyu mouse), 2890 nucleotides long. It is a transcript of the gene Cpa5, whose product is annotated as carboxypeptidase A5. Gene Ontology annotation, molecular function: zinc ion binding; metallocarboxypeptidase activity. NCBI's taxonomy places the organism in Eukaryota, Metazoa, Chordata, Mammalia, Rodentia, Muridae. Gene Ontology annotation, biological process: proteolysis. The record is from RefSeq and is a predicted model, not a curated record.
UCUAAUUCUCUCUCACCCACUCUCUCUCUCUUUCCAUCUUCCAUUUCUAAACCAAGUGCAGGAAUAGUUGUCUCAUUGUUAGUGGCUUAAAAUGAUGCUUUUGAACAUGAGGAUGCUGGGUGCUUUCGGUGACUAGUACCAUUCCCCACCUUUUUUCUUCUGAAUUUCUGAGCUAUUCUUUACCAGCUCUCUCUUUUAUUCUCAUGGCUACUAAAGCUGUACAAUUGCUUUCUUUUCUAGGUCCUUAAGCCGUUUGCUAAUGUUACUUUCUGAGCAUUUCCAAAGCUGGGGUUCUAGGAGAGUUUGGUGCGCCUGAACGGCUGACCCAUGAAAUAAAGGAGUAGGGCAGGCGGGGUGGAGAGUGGGGCCAGCUAUCAAUAGAAGAGUGACCCCCCCUCUCCGCACACGGUCAGCUAAUUGGCCAUUGUGGGAAAGUAUGUGUGCAUGUGUGUGUGUGUGGUGGGGUGGGGGUGACAGGUGGCCUUUGGAUUUUAGCUAAGCGUCUUCUUACCUCUUUGGAUUUUGUUAGAUUCAUUCUGGGUUGUUUAGGCCCCAUCUUUUCCUUUCCUCCUUCAAGACGACUCCUCUGUGUACUGACCUCUGCUCUAUUCGUACUAUUCCCAAGCCAUAUGGAGACUAAGGAGACUGAGCGGGGCUUCAGCAGGACUGAGAAUUGGACUUUUUUUGCUUGUUGAAAAUUGUACAAAAGACUCCUGGCCUUCAGUUUACUCCACCUGUCUCAGUAGAGUGGUGACUGCCUGCUGACAGAGACAAGGGAUUCUGACUGAAGUUCUUCUCUUGUACAAUAUAUAUUCCCUUUGCCAUACUGUCCCAUCAUUUUCCCUAUCGCUACAGGAGUACAGACCUGUGAUUAAGGGCUAAUGCCUUCGAAAUAAUAAGCCAUUCCAUGUCACAGGCUGCACCAAGCCAAUUCAUCCAGGUUGUCUCAUCUAAUAUCCCAGGCCUCCUGUGGGGUAGGGAGGGAAGGAAGGUGUUUCCAACACCGCCUGACUGGUGAGUCGGUUCACUGUGACCAGGUUCAAAGGCUCCAGUUCUUUUAGACAGGGACUGGGCAUCCCAGUUCCCUGACUCUCAGUCCUGUGACCCUUCGGUGGUGCUAACAGUGCUCUGGGUACAGUGGAUAGUGUGGCAGUGUGAGAGGACAGAAAGAAGGGGAACAGAAGAGCAGCUGUGUGGAGGAGCAGCCUAGGGCCGCUAGCUACUUCUCUUUCUCUGGCCAUGGAGGACUUGGUGCUCCCGAGGAGGUUGGAACAGGGAAUUUCCUACCCAUCCUGCAGAGGAAAGAAAAGCUAAGGGCCCAGGCUGCUGGCCUUUAGGUGAUGUGCUGUCGUGAGGCCUAGGCCAUGCCCAAGCUGGAGGAAAACCCUUGACGAUUGUCUGGAGGGAGAAGCAUGCAGGGCACCCAAAGAGGAGGACUAGGCCCUGGGCUGUCCCCUGUGGACAGACGGACACUUCUGUUCUGCAACUUUAUCUUGGCUGUAGCUUGGGGCCAAGUGAAUUUCACAGGAGACCAGGUUCUUCGAGUCCUGGCCAAAAAUGAGAAGCAGCUGUCACUUCUCAGGGAUCUGGAGAUCCAGAAGCCCCAGAAGGUGGACUUCUGGCGUGGCCCAGCCAGACCUAGCCUCCCUGUGGACAUGAGAGUUCCCUUCUCUGAACUGCCCAGUGUUAAAGCUUAUUUGAAGUCUCACGGCCUUGCCUACAGCGUCAUGAUAAAGGACAUCCAGGUGCUGCUGGAUGAAGAGAGAGAUGCCAUGGCGAAGUCUCGCAGGCUGGAACGCAGUACCAACAGCUUCAGCUAUUCCUCUUAUCACACCCUGGACGAGAUAUAUAGUUGGAUCGACAACUUUGUAGCUGAACAUUCUAAUCUUGUCUCCAAAAUUCACAUUGGCAAGAGCUUUGAAAACCGGUCCAUUCUUGUGCUGAAGUUCAGCACCGGAGGUCCAAAUCGCCCGGCUAUCUGGAUUGACACUGGGAUUCAUUCCAGAGAGUGGAUCACCCAUGCCACCGGCAUCUGGAUCUCGCAGAAGAUUGUCGAUGCAUAUGGCAAAGACCAUGUCUUGAAGAGGAUAUUGAGAACUAUGGACAUUUUCAUAGAGAUUGUCACCAACCCAGAUGGCUUUGCUUUUACUCAUAGCAUGAACCGCUUGUGGCGAAAAAACAAGUCAAGUCAACCCGGCAUCUUCUGCAUUGGCGUGGACCUCAACAGGAACUGGAAGACAGGCUUCGGAGGAAAUGGUUCUAACAAAAACCCCUGCUCAGAGACUUACCGAGGGCCGGCACCUGAGUCAGAGCCAGAGGUAGCUGCAAUUGUGGACUUCAUCACUGGCCAUGGGAACUUCAAAGCUAUGAUCUCCAUCCACAGCUACUCUCAGAUGGUCAUGUAUCCUUAUGGCCAUUCUCUGGAGCCUGUACCUAACCACGAAGAGCUGUUCAAUCUUGCCAACGAUGCAGUAAAGGCUCUCUACAAGGUUCACGGGAUCCAGUACAUUUUUGGCAGCAUCAGCACCACCCUCUAUUCAGCCAGUGGGAUCUCGGUGGACUGGGCUUAUGACAGUGGCAUCAAGUAUGCCUUCAGCUUCGAGCUCCGGGACACUGGACAAUAUGGCUUCCUGCUGCCAGCCUCACAGAUUGUCCCCACAGCCGAGGAGACAUGGAUGGCAUUACAGACCAUCAUGAAACACACCCUGAAUCACCCCUAUUAGCCACACUACUCAGGCCGGAGCAGUUGGAGUUCACCCUUUUCCCUGAAAACCCCCCUGAAUUAAGUAUCCCUUCCCCAAACCGUCGUUGGACCCUUAGCAAAUAGAAGCAAAUUUGAGCAGGCCUCACUGCCUCUAGUGUUGGCUGCCAUCUCUUUGGGACACCCCAC